CGUCCCUGAUCUCCAGUGUGUGUGUGUUUUUUUUUUAAUCUUUGAGCCAAUUUUAAAUUCUUGAACAUGGAGAUUCCACUCUGCCUUACGCUCAUCCUUCUCAGUGCUACUUUGGUGAUGAUCAAGUCGGUCCAUUCGCAGACAACACAAGGGUUCUUGAACUUGGCUUGCGGGAUGAUGCCCGGGAACAACACUUUCAGCGACGGAAGCGCGGGAUUAACGUACACUUCGGAUGCUAAUUUCGUCGACAGCGGAGUCCCGGGAAUGAUCCAGAACGGGUACAGGCCGUAUUCCUCGAAAUGGUUAUGGUACGUGAGGAGCUUUCCCGAAGGAACGCGGAACUGUUACAACCUGAACGCCACUCAGGGGGAGAAGUAUUUGGUCAGAGCCAUAUUUGUGUACGGAAACUACGAUAAUCGGAGCGAGUGGCCGAUCUUCGAUGUGUAUAUAGGACCAAACAAGUGGACCACGGUCGAUCUUAACGCAUCAAAGUCUGGCCAGACAAACGAGAUCAUUCAUAUACCGAGAUCGGACAAUUUGCAAGUGUGUCUUGUUAAGACAGGGAACACAACGCCUGUCAUAGCUACCUUGCAGCUCCGGCCGACGAGCAAGGAUAUCUACAAGAGUCAAGACGGAUCUCUCGCGCUGUUCAUACGGAACUACUUAUCCAAUGGCACGACAAAGCUUACGAGGUUCCCGAAUGAUGUUUACGAUCGAAUUUGGUAUCCGUACUUUGAUUCCAAUUCUUGGAAUUGGUUGAACACCACGCUCACGGUUAGCACGUCUGACCAGCUCCAGCCCCCCGAACGCGUUAUGCAAACGGCUGCAACACCUAAGAACUCGAGCGAGCCCUUAGUUAUUCGGUGGCAGUUUGAAGAUCCGAGUUCUAUAAUGUAUUUUAGCCUGUAUUUCUCCGAGAUUGAAGAGUUAAAUCCGAACGAGACGAGAGAGUUCAACAUUAUGGUGAACGGCACGCUUUGGUAUGGACCUAUUACGCCUCUAAGAUUGCGGAGUACAACGAUAUCCUCGAAGUUUCCCAAGGACUGUCCAGGAGGACAUUGCACGAUUCAGCUCGUUAGGACCUCAAGAUCGACUCGUCCGCCACUCCUCAACGCUUGCGAGGUGUACACCGCCGUCGAUCUUCGGAAUUUCGAAACUGUCCAGGAAGAUAUUGAUUCUAUCAAGAGAAUAAAGGAAGUGUAUGGAUUGAACAGAAAAACGUGGCGAGGGGACCCUUGUUCGCCUAUCGAGUUCUUGUGGGAUGGCCUGAACUGCAUCUAUGAUAACAACAAUCGACCUCGAAUCACUUCCUUGAACUUAUCUUCUAGUGGGCUUAUAGGAAGCGUAUCGACGGAGUUUCAGAAUCUGACCCUUUUGAAAGAACUGGACUUGUCGAAUAAUAGCCUGACUGGAGGAGUGCCCGAGUUUCUCGCUGCAAUGAGAUCGCUGUCUUUCGUAGACUUAAGUGGCAACAUGCUUAACGGUCCAAUCCCCGAUGCCCUUCUUGAUAGAAUGAAGAAUGGAUCGCUAAGGCUAUCUGCUCAAGGGAAUCCAAAUCUUGACAAUCAAUCAGAUGUCAACAAGAUUCGCAACAAAGAUAAGAAGCAUGUAUCUGUUAUAGCGAUAGUAGCAACCAUCGUUCCGUUGCUUGCAGCUGCAAUCUUAUUCGGAAUCUUUUUCGCAUAUCGAAAGAGAUCAACGGCCAAGAGAGGUCCACUUCCGGCGUCCAAAACCCAAAAAUCGUUUCAAAUCGAACGAAGAUUUUCUUAUACCGAUAUCAUAAGGAUGACAAACAACUUUGACAAAGUGCUCGGAAGAGGAGGAUUCGGUGUCGUGUAUCACGGUUUCUUGAAUGAGACUGAACAAGUCGCAGUGAAGGUUUUGUCCGAGCCAUCAGUUCUAGGUCUUAAGCAGUUCGAAGCCGAGGUUGAGCUUCUUCAAAGAGUCCACCACAAGAAUUUGGUGCACCUCGUCGGCUACUGCGACGAAGGGGAUCAAUCGGCCCUCAUCUACGAGUACAUGGCCCAUGGUGAUCUGAAAAAUCUGUUGUCGGGAAAACAUCGUACCGAGGCGUUGAGUUGGACGACAAGAUUGAAAAUAGCUACCGAAGCGGCGCAAGGGUUGGAGUAUUUGCACAAUGGUUGUACACCGCCGAUGGUUCACAGGGACAUAAAGACUUCGAACAUUCUGUUAGACGCCGAUUUUCAGGCAAAAGUGGCCGACUUUGGGCUGUCGAGAUCUUUCGGAUCCGAGGGCAGUACGCAUACAUCGACGAUUUUUGCAGGCACGCCUGGAUAUGUCGAUCCCGAGUACCGAAUGACGGGAUGGCCAACCGAGAAGAGCGAUGUGUACAGUUUCGGGAUAGUUCUAUUGGAGAUACUGACGAACCAGCCGGUGAUAGACAACAGGCGAGAGGGACAGCAUAUUACGGAAUGGGUCCAAAACGUGGUCGAGAAAGGGGAAAUCAUGGACAUUAUGGAUCCGAGGCUGGGAGGAGAGUUCAGAACGGAUUCGGUCUGGAGAGUGGUCGAAGUGGCGAUGGACUGCGUGAACCUUUGUUCGACCAGAAGGCCGAGCAUGAGCCACGUGGCCGUGGAACUGAACCAGUGUUUAGCCUCCGAGAUCUCAGGACGUAACAACAACAACAAUGAUUCUGAGAUUAGUAUGAGUUUGGCUUUUUCCAAUGAGUUCAAUCCCAUAGCAAGGUAGAUCUAUGAAAUCAUUCGCCACUCAUGCAUUGCAUGCAGUUCUUUGUAUAACCUAAUGUCCGUCGUUAUAUUC
Molecule: messenger RNA, 2781 nt
Organism: Tarenaya hassleriana
Lineage: Eukaryota; Viridiplantae; Streptophyta; Magnoliopsida; Brassicales; Cleomaceae
Product: probable LRR receptor-like serine/threonine-protein kinase At1g51820
Exons: 13
Coding region: 67-2709 (880 amino acids)
Biological process (GO): protein phosphorylation
Molecular function (GO): protein kinase activity; protein binding; ATP binding
Source: RefSeq, a predicted model, not a curated record